AAAACUCCCCGUGGUCUCAACGGUCCGAGAGAGAUCAUUGGCGAGUCUCAAUUUUCUCUGAUUGAAUUUGAAAUUCCAUUGAGCAUCUAAAUAUGUCCAGGAGUACGAGAAACGUUUGGAGAAAGCUAAAGUAUGGAAUAUUGACUUGUGGUGGUAUUGCAUCCGCAGUCUUGGUUUAUGGCUCAUUCACUGGUCAUGAACUUCUUUAUCGAUCAAUUUUAAUGCCAGCAGUAGCAUACAUUGACCCUGAGAAUGCUCACACACUGGCUGUGAAACUGGCCGCUCACAGCCUGGUACCUAAAGACAGAAGCAUGCCUGAUAAAGCUUUGGAGUCGAAAUUGUUUGGCAAAAUAUUUCCAAAUCCAAUUGGUCUCGCCGCUGGUUUUGAUAAACAUGGUGAAUGCAUCGAAGGAAUGUUCAAGAUUGGCUUUGGUUUUGUUGAGAUUGGGAGUAUUACACCACUAGCACAACCAGGAAAUGAGAGACCUCGUGUCUUCAGGUUAAAGCAGGAUAAAGCUAUCAUUAAUAGGUAUGGUUUCAACAGCGUCGGUCACGAUGUAGUGAUCAAUCGAUUGACUAAUGAAAAACGGCGCGUCAACCAAGGAGUCCUGGGCAUUAAUUUGGGCAAAAACAAGACGUCCACAUGUGCUGCAGAAGAUUAUGUUUCUGGUGUCAAGAAAUUUGCCCCUUUUGCUGACUACUUGACCAUCAACGUGUCCUCGCCAAACACACCUGGUUUGAGGUCCUUACAAGGCAAGAAAGAACUAAGAAAUUUAUUAGAAAAGGUUAUAAAGGCACGAGAUGAACUUACCCAAAGUCGUCCACCCAUCUUGGUGAAAAUUGCCGCUGACCUAACACCGCAGGCGAAGGAAGACAUCGCUGACGUCAUUACUAAAGCUCCCUAUAAAGUAGACGGUGUAAUCGUCUGCAACACGACAACGUCUCGUCCUGAAGAUCUGCGAAGCCAACACAAACACGAAACGGGUGGUCUUAGUGGCGAACCUUUGAAAAAACUUGCAACGCAAACCAUUCGCGAGAUGUAUACGUUAACGAAAGGUGAGCUUCCCAUUAUUGGAGUCGGUGGAGUAUCGAACGGUCGAGACGCUUACGAGAAAAUCCGAGCCGGUGCAAGUCUAGUGCAAAUAUAUUCGGCGAUAGCUUACGAGGGUUUCCCGAUUGUGAAGAAAAUCAAGCGAGAAUUAGCUGAACUUUUGAGGAAUGAUAAUAUCGGGUCUGUAUCAGAUGCAGUGGGUUUGGAUGCCGGUGAAUCUAACGAGAAGUUCUUAUAGGGCUUGGGAAGAUUGGAAUUAUUGUGAUUGAAUAGCUCAAAGAGGAUUAUCUCAUUGGAAAAACGUUCUGCCUACCACAUUGAUUUUUCUUUUGCAAAUGUCUCGUGUAUCUCCAUUUAAAUCGUUCCUCGUAAAUUCGCUCCACAUUUGUAGCAUAAGAUCGAGUUACAAUCAUUCACAAGAUUCUUGAGAAUGUGAUAAUAUUUUGAGUUUCCCGCCUUUUAAAUUAAACUGGCUUCGUGCUAACGUA
Messenger RNA from Xenia sp. Carnegie-2017, 1539 nucleotides. RefSeq names its product dihydroorotate dehydrogenase (quinone), mitochondrial-like. The transcript has 8 exons. NCBI's taxonomy places the organism in Eukaryota, Metazoa, Cnidaria, Anthozoa, Malacalcyonacea, Xeniidae. Gene Ontology annotation, molecular function: dihydroorotate dehydrogenase activity. Gene Ontology annotation, biological process: pyrimidine ribonucleotide biosynthetic process; 'de novo' pyrimidine nucleobase biosynthetic process. The record is from RefSeq and is a predicted model, not a curated record. The coding region runs from base 93 to 1289 and encodes 398 amino acids. Gene Ontology annotation, cellular component: cytoplasm; mitochondrial inner membrane.